AUGGCGGCCAGAUCAGCAUCACCCCUCCGCGCUGCCGGCCCUCACGCAGGCCCCGCCCCGCGGGCUACCCGAGCGCCGAUUGGUCGAGAGGUCCCGGGGAGGGCUGCGAUUGGAGGAGGCGGGGCCGGGCAGGAGGCCGCGCUGAGGGCAGCAAUGGACGGGUCGCUGUCGCUGUCCCUGGACGCGGCCGCGCUGGAGGUGAUGGAGGCGCUGGAGCUGCUGCAGCAGCGGCGGGAGCAGCUGGAGCAGCACCUGCGGCAGGGCUGGCUGUCCCUGGCUCAGGCCCGCUACUCCCUGGGCUGUCACCGCGUCUCGUCCCUGCAGUACGGGGCCACCAUGGUGCCCCGAGUCCGUGUGUGCCACAGGCAGGACCCAGAGGGGCGUCCCCACUUUGAAGAGGUGCCUGGAACAGGGGGGGACCCCCAGGACCCUGACCCCCAGCAGGGGGGGGGUGAAGGGCUGCGGCAGCGCCGGGGAGCCCCGGAAAAAGAGGGGACCCCCACCCGGCCCCCCCCGGACCCCCUGGGCUGGUUUGGGGUCCUGGUGCCCCCCAGUCUGCGGCAGGCCCAGGGCAGCUUCCAGAAGGGGGUGACGCUGGCAGUGGAGGUGGCCGAGCUCCAGGCCACCAUGGAAGCUGCGGCCGCCCGGUACCGACAACUCCUGCAGCAGAAACGUCACCUGGCUGGGGACAGCGGGGACAGCCAGACCCCCACGGGAACCCCUGGGGACAGCAAGGGUGACAGAGAGAGCUCAGCGACUGCGUGACACAAACAGCGAGGACACAUCUGCAGGUGACACACGGCAGCACAGGUGACACCGCGAGCCACGGGGACACAGGUGACACAGGGCUGCGCUGACCCUUCACGGGUGACACAGCUGCCACCAGUGACACGGAGGACAGAACCUGCCUGUGGGUGGCACCAAGUCCCCAAGGCCCGGAGGCGACACCGAGGACUUUGCGUGAUGUGACCGGGGGCGUUGCCCAUGUCACCACCCCCAAUAAAGCCACCGUGGUGCCCCCGGACUUGCUGCCGUCCUGGUGCCACCACAGGGUCAUUUGUCA
Cinclus cinclus is the source of this 1063-nucleotide messenger RNA. RefSeq names its product coiled-coil domain containing 115 (gene VMA22). The record is from RefSeq and is a predicted model, not a curated record. Gene Ontology annotation, cellular component: extrinsic component of endoplasmic reticulum membrane. Lineage: Eukaryota; Metazoa; Chordata; Aves; Passeriformes; Cinclidae. Gene Ontology annotation, biological process: vacuolar proton-transporting V-type ATPase complex assembly.